AUGAAAUCCUCUUCAAUUUUUCUUUCAUUGAGUCUCCUUCUUACUGUUGUUGCUUCGUCUUCAGCAGCACCUUUUUCUCAACCUAAUUAUGGUGAUUCAUUACUUAAAAGACAUCAUAAAAGUACUGGAAAUCAUAAAAAUGGUCAUAACAAUAACAAUCAGGGUUGGAAUGUGGGUACAGCACUAAUUAGUCCGCUUCUUAAAAGAGACGAUGGUAAUAGUACUGGUGAUGGCAUUGUUUGGAACUCGGGUGUAGCAAAACCAAUUGUUGAUCCUAUAUCACAUAGUCGGCGUGAUGACAUUCCAGCUAAUCCUUCUGGACCAAGUACCCCAAAUAAUUCUCCUGCUUCUGGCCCAAAUACCCCAAAUACCCAAAAUACCACAAAUAACUCUCCUGUUUCUGACUCAAAUAACCAACACAACGCUCCUGCUCCUGCUCCUGGCCAAAGUACCCCAAGCUUGGAUGAUCAGCUCCAUAAUGCUGCUUGCUACGGACGUAACGGUCUUCAGCCCUAUAAUGCCAAAUCAUCUGAUUAUAUUGCAGCAAUACUAAUGACGGGUAAUCUUGAUAUGUGUUAUCAAUGUAUCGAGGUCAAAAAUAACAAGUCAGGAAAAACAAUUUGCGUCAAAAUCAUCGAUAUAUGUGCAGGUUGUGAACCUGGUUGCAUCGAUUUAACCCCUGGUGCUUUCGCUGCGCUUGGUGAACUUGACCAAGGAGUCCUCAACAUAUCUUGGCGCACCGUCCAAUGCCCUAAAAAUGGACCAUGGCCAACUUUUGAACAAUCUAAAUAA
Molecule: messenger RNA, 792 nt
Organism: Racocetra persica
Lineage: Eukaryota; Fungi; Glomeromycota; Glomeromycetes; Diversisporales; Gigasporaceae
Source: the annotation of a GenBank genome assembly